Laetiporus sulphureus 93-53 is the source of this 2960-nucleotide messenger RNA. Its product is annotated as atypical/PIKK/PI3K protein kinase. Lineage: Eukaryota; Fungi; Basidiomycota; Agaricomycetes; Polyporales; Laetiporaceae. Gene Ontology annotation, molecular function: 1-phosphatidylinositol-3-kinase activity. The transcript is spliced from 14 exons. Gene Ontology annotation, cellular component: membrane; phagophore assembly site; peroxisome. The record is from RefSeq and is a predicted model, not a curated record. Bases 108 to 2651 code for a protein of 847 amino acids. Gene Ontology annotation, biological process: phosphatidylinositol-mediated signaling; phosphatidylinositol-3-phosphate biosynthetic process; endocytosis.
CUAACCGCUGCGUGCACAUCCGGUCUCUUCAGCAAGUUUCUGGCUGUGCAAUCAGUCGUACACUUAAUAAGAAGCUGAAAUUCACAUUGAAGAUCAUACUGCAUGAGAUGGACAAAGACAACCGAGACGACUUUACCUUCGCGAAACUCAGCGAUCUGAAGCUGCCGGUCACAUUCCGCAUAUCACAACUAGAGGGCACGCGUAAGCCUCACUCGUAUACGGAACUCCUGGAAAACCCAGAGUUGCGUUUCCACGGCGUGCAACAAUCACCGGAACUCUCCGACCUCUAUGUCACCUGUCAGCUGGUCGCGGACAACAAGCCGCUUACAAUACCGUUCCGGACUUCGCACAAGGCGUUCAAGAAAGAUUACACAUGGAAUGAGUGGAUCACAUUUCCUAUACGCUACUGCGACCUUCCUUUGAGUGCUCAGGUUACGUUUACUGUGUGGGACAUCGCUGGUCCCAGGUCGGCCUUGCCGGUAGGCGGUUCAACUUUUCGGCUGUUUGGGAAGAAAUGGAGCCUCAGGAGAGGGAAGCAUCGAUUAAUGUUAUGGCGCGACCGAGAGGCCGACGGCUCGGUAGAUACCACGACUCCCAGUAAGGUAGAAACCAGAGACGAGAUGGGGAGAUUGGAGAAGCUCGUGAAAAAGUAUGAACGCGGCGACAUGCCAAAGUCGGACUGGCUCGACGCUAUGACAUUUCGCAAGAUGGCAGAGAUUCACGCAGCAGAAACUGAGAAGUCCGAGAACUUAUUCUUGUACAUCGAUCUGCCCCGUUUUGACUUCCCAGUCAUCUUCUGUGAACCUGAUGCCUCAACUAUUCCGUCCACGUCCACAGUGGUUGCACAGACGUCGACCCCUGCUCCAGCUGCGCCGCAGUCCAGCUUUGCGACAGAUCCGUCACUAUGGGCUGUCAUCGAUCCUGAGGUCGCGCGUGAGAAUCCAGUGGAAGACAAGCAUCGGCGCCUCGUUCGGAGCCAUCGAAGUAGCCCAUACGACAGGGAACUUAAGCCCAACGCAAAGAUACGGGAUGAAAUCUCAGAUAUCCUCAACUACGCGCCAAGCCAGCCGCUGACCUCUGAGGAGAAGGAUCUGAUCUGGAAAUUCCGCUUCUAUCUCACGAGAGACAAGCGUGGGCUCACCAAGUUCCUCAAGUCCGUGACCUGGCGUGAUCCAUCGGAGGUCAAACAGGCGGUGGAGGAGCUGCUACCGCAGUGGACGGAGAUUGACACGGAUGACGCGCUGGAACUGCUGGGGCCAAAUAUCGUCGACUCACGCGUGCGAGCAUUCGCUGUGAAGCAGCUGAGCAGAGCCGAUGACGAGGAGCUGUUGUUGUACCUAUUGCAGCUAGUGCAAGCGCUCAAGUUCGAGAGCGCCGCGAGCGACCAGAGGUCGUCGCGCUCGACAUCGAGCGCAAUCUCAUACGAUGACAGCGGUCUCGCAGACUUCCUUAUUACGCGCGCUGUUCGGAAUCCGAUCCUGGGGAAUCGCUUCCAUUGGUAUCUCAUGGUUGAGGUUGCUAUUGAGGACCCCGUCAUGGCGAAGAUGUACGGCAGAGUUGUGUUCAAGUUCAUGGAGAAACUGGUUGAGUCGGAGGGUGGCCAAGAGAGACGAGACCUCAUGCGCCGACAGGGCGAACUUGUCGACACACUCGCUAAACGGGCAAGGGACCUCCGCACGUCGAAAGAUCCCCGCCCGAAGAAGAUCGAGAAGCUCCGCGCGUUUCUCGCCGAGUCUAAGAAUAACCUAGCAUCGAUGCCGCCUCUACCCCUCCCACUCAAUGCGCGUGUGCAAGUGACGGGCAUCAUCGCGGAGAAGUCGAGCGUGUUCAAGUCGAACAUGUUCCCGAUGCUGCUGUAUUUUCAAUGCGUCGAUGGGUCCGAAUACCCGCUCAUCUUCAAGGACGGUGACGACAUGCGGCAGGACCAGCUCAUCAUUCAGCUGUUUACGCUGAUGGACCGGCUGCUGCGGAAGGAGAACCUUGAUCUGCGGCUGAGCCCGUACGAUGUGCUCGCGACCGGACCAACGCAGGGCAUGGCGCAGUUCAUUCCGAGCAAGACGAUUGCGGCGAUCGUGAGCGAGUAUGGGACGCUGUUGAAUUAUCUGCGGGCGCAUUAUCCGGAUGAGGGCAGUGUAGGCACGUAUGGUGUCGAGCCGGGAGUGAUCGACACGUUUGUGAGGAGCUGCGCUGGAUAUUGUGUCAUGACUUAUCUGCUUGGCGUUGGAGACAGACACCUGGAUAAUUUGCUACUGGCACCUGAUGGUCAUUUUUUCCAUGUUGACUUUGGGUAUAUCCUCGGACGAGAUCCCAAGCCGCUCGCACCGCCCGUUAAAGUCUGCAAGGAGAUGGUUGACGCAAUGGGCGGUGUGCAGUCCGUGCACUACUCGCGCUUCAAGAAUUUCUGCUUCACGGCAUUCACGAUCCUGCGGAAGAGCGCGAACCUCAUUCUCAACCUCGUCACACUCAUGGUCGACGCGAACAUCCCGCACAUCAAGCACCGCGACGUGCACGAGCAGGUGCUGGGCAAAUUCUGCCUCGAGAUGACGGAGGAGCAGGCGAUCGAGCAUUUCGAGAAGCUGUUGAAUGAUAUCUCGCCGUUUACAGUUGUACUGGACAGGAUGCAUGAUUGGGCACAGUAUUGGCGGAGCUAGGAGCCCACAAGCUCGAUGUACUAUAUCGGUGUGGAUACAGUAGCUUGUUAUACAAUACUUACCACAUGCGGGGGCAGUCGGGGGUAGCGGGGUCAGCAGGUUCAGUUUGCGUUUAUUUGAAAAUUCGGAGGACAUGCCAUACAUGCCAUACAUGCGUUGUGAACCGCUUUGACAAAUUAUGCCGGGAUAUUACCUUCGAGGUCUGUUCUGUUCGCUUGUACAUGGGGGCGAAGAGAAUUGUCGCGACAAUUUAUGAUAUGCAUUUGGUUAAAGAAGCUGGUGCAGCAGUCGCUUAACCGUAGAGAUAGC